AUGCCGUCACUACUACAGCGCCGUCUCCGCCCCAACAGGUCGGCAUCGGCUUCGACUUCAGCUUUGAGAUCCGCACCACUGCCGCCCAUCGAAGUACCCGCCCACCCAAUCAACGACGUAGGCAGGCGCGCACUGUCUGAUAUCUCCAACAACCGCGAGACGCGCAAGUAUCAGGACCACCUCACCAAGUCGGCUACCUAUCUACGCUCUAGCGUUGGCAGUGUCAAUGAUGUCCUGUUUGCUCGUCAAAGCCAGCUGGCCAGCGCGAUCGAAAAGCGCACUGUACAAAGUAUCACCGAAAAGACAGAGUACGAGGCCGACUUGGAGAAAUAUGUUGAAAAGCUCAAUACUGAGAUAGGCGAAUUGACGGAUGGUGCCGAGGCGGCCUUGCGCGAUGUGAUUGACUGCCGCGCCGAGCUAGACGACGAGAAGAUGGUGCUCGAAGCCGUACACAGAGCCGUCGAGGAGGCGAAUACACAGCGGGCCCAGUUCCUGACCCAGCAACAGCGAGAUAGGAGGCCGAAGCGAACACGGCGACCUGGCGCAGAUAGCGAUAGCGAGAAUGGAGAGGAGGUGGUGGAUAACGCCGAAGCUGAGGAUGACGACGAUGAUCUGGGUAUGCACGACGCUCUGCCCUUAACGAGCGUGCACGACAUUCUGAAAACGGAGCGGCAAGCCAAGGCCGAGGAGUACCAGGCCAUGAGCGUACACGAGCGAUACGCCGUGAACAAUGACUAUAUCGCCUUCAAGAGGACAUGGCAUGACGCCCUCCAUCCAGAUGACCAGAUCCCCCUGCCCGAUGCGUCCACAUGGUUUGAUCGAAGCGGCAGACCCACCAAGGGUGUAGCAGCCGAGCCCGAAGACGACGAUCUCGUGGUAGAGCGCGAGAUCAUCGACCUGAAGUGCCCGCUAUCGCUGCAGGUCAUGCGCGAGCCGUACAGUAACCACAAGUGCAAACACACAUUCGAGAAAUCCGCCAUCAUGGACUUUUUGAGAACCAGUGGUGGUGCCGCAAAGUGCCCUGUCUGUUCCCAAGAACUACGAAUCAAGGACCUGUACCUGGACGAGUUGGUGCUACGGAAACUGAAGCGCGCCGAGCAAGCAGCCCGACGCAAUAACGACGACACGUCAGGUCUCGAUUCCGAGAGCGAUAGAAACGAGAGCGUGCGCGUUCAAAGCUCAACCCGCGUCAAAAAAGAAAGGAUGCACCGGAAGGUCGAGGAUGUCGAGGACGACGAGACUGAGUAA
This is a messenger RNA of Lasiosphaeria miniovina, 1248 nucleotides long. Its product is annotated as zinc-finger of the MIZ type in Nse subunit-domain-containing protein. Gene Ontology annotation, cellular component: Smc5-Smc6 complex; nucleus. The record is from RefSeq and is a predicted model, not a curated record. Bases 1 to 1248 code for a protein of 415 amino acids. Gene Ontology annotation, molecular function: SUMO ligase activity; zinc ion binding; ubiquitin-protein transferase activity. Gene Ontology annotation, biological process: double-strand break repair via homologous recombination; protein sumoylation; protein ubiquitination. NCBI's taxonomy places the organism in Eukaryota, Fungi, Ascomycota, Sordariomycetes, Sordariales, Lasiosphaeriaceae. The transcript has 3 exons.